Messenger RNA from Betta splendens (Siamese fighting fish), 2837 nucleotides. RefSeq names its product major histocompatibility complex class I-related gene protein-like. The transcript is spliced from 11 exons. The record is from RefSeq and is a predicted model, not a curated record. The coding region runs from base 848 to 1930 and encodes 360 amino acids. Lineage: Eukaryota; Metazoa; Chordata; Actinopteri; Anabantiformes; Osphronemidae. Gene Ontology annotation, biological process: immune response. Gene Ontology annotation, cellular component: external side of plasma membrane.
CAGCUUCAGCUCCUUUGCUCCAUAGUUUCUCCGAUCCACCACCAGGUGUCAUCACACUUUGCCAGAACCGGUUUUUCCUGCUGAAAAGUCUGUUGAGCUGUUUUAAAACCUUUGGACUCAGCUUCAGUUCUGUCUUUUUUUAUUUCCUCUUGUUCUGUUGUUUUAACUCGUUUGUCAACUUAAAGCAGCAGUUACUGCGUCCCACCUCUGUUUCCAUCUUUGGAUCCUGCAUCAGCAUCUCUGGCAUCUUCUACACAUCCUGUGUUUAACUUAUUUAAAAAAUCUGAUUAUAAUUUUUCAUUUGUUAUAUAUUCAACUAUAAGAAGAGAGAGAUAAAUAAACCAGUAGGCCUGUUUCAGGCCUGUCUGUCAUAAGAUGCAUGUUUAUAACUGUAGUUUCAGUCUCUUCAUGUCAAAUAUGCAGCGUGUGAAUCAUUGCAGCAGGUUCUGCAUCAUGUCAGUAACUGAAAUCACAGCUGUGUUUGAGCAGGAUGUGUUCAUGACAGUGAGGUCAGAGAUGAUAAUGUGUGAGCUGCACAUGGUAAAUCAGUGGGUCACAAACUGGUGAUCAAACGUUCUUCUGCUUCGAGUGUUUGGAAUGAGGAAGAAGCACUUUUAGUUUGGAUGAAGGGUGGGGCUCAAGUUUUACAGGCUGAUGAGCAGAGGUCCAGCAGUCAAACUCACAUGUGUAGAGAUGAGAGCUUGAGGGUGAACUAAUGAGAACGUUCACCAGAGUUACUUCAUCACUGAGGUGAAAAACUAUUGGCUUCAGCGUUUUCUGAACACUGAGACCUGCUCCUGAACAGACCGUCCACGUCCUCCCUGCAGACGUCUCCUCGUCCAACAAGAUGCACAAACUAUUUCUGUUUCUUGCUUUUCUUCACGUUUCAUCAUCAGUAAAACAUACAUUCAAAAUUGCAUAUUUUACAACUACUGGAAUCCCUCACCUCCCACAGUCUAUGUCCAUGGCACUGGUUGAUGACACUAUGAUCACUUACUGCGACAGCAACAGAAAAAUGGAAGUUUUUGGGGCUGUAGCCAAAAAAACUGUGAAUAGAUACCCUGACCUUCAAAGACUUCACAGUGUGGAAUGUUUUGAGAACCUUCCCAAGUUUUUAAAGGCCGCACUUGAUGGUGUCAUGCAACUCUUCAACCAAACUGAAGGUGUUCACUGUUUACAGGGAAUACAAGGCAGCGAGUGGAACCAAAACACUGAAGAGAUUUCUGGAUUUUUAUACUACGGUUAUGAUGGAGAAGAUUUUAUGUCAAUGAACCUGAAGAAUCUGACAUUGAUUCCUCUGAAACAAGAAGCUGUUGUCAUUAAGCAGAUCUUGGAUAAAGACAUAGCUUUUAUAAAAGAGACAGAGUAUCACGUGACCCAUACUUACCCUGAGUUGCUCAAGACGUAUUUAAAUUAUGAGACUGAGAUGAGAACAGGUCGUCCCUCAGUGUCUCUGCUCCAGAAGUCCCCCUCGUCUCCAAUCAGCUGCUUCGCUACAGGUUUCUACCCAAACAGAGCCGACAUGUUCUGGAGGAGAGAUGGAGAACAGACCCAUGAGGACGUGGACCAUGGAGAGAUCCUCCCCAACCCUGAUGGAACCUUCCAGAUGAGCGUCCACCUGGACCUUUCAUCAGUCACAGCUCAGGACUGGAUCAGAUAUGAAUGUGUGUUUCAACUGUCUGGAAUGAAGGACGACGUCAUCACCAAACUGGACCGAGCUGUGAUCAAAACUAAUGAAGGAAACUCCAUGAGUCUGAUCAUCGUCAUCGUUGCUGUGGUUGUUCUUGUUGCACUUGUUGUUGUGAUUGGAUUCAUCGUCUACAGAAAGAGAAACGCCAAGCGACCUCCAUGUCCUGUGCACGAAUGUGGAGUAUUGGAGCAACUGAGUCCUGAGGUCCAAACUCAGCAGCUUGAACCCAGUGAGGACUAGAAGAGCAGAGGUUGGUGUUAGAGCUGCGUCUGUGCUGCUGCACCUUCCUCCUCUGACGAUGAGGAAGCACUGCAUUAAGCACACAUUAAAGCAUGUUGAUGUAUUGGUGAGAGCAGAUGAACCUCAUUCCUCUGAGGUUCCUCCUCAGAGCUUCCAGCAGCUGCUUGUGUGGCGGCUGGUGCCGGACUGAUGCUGCUGCUGGUCGGCGCCACUGGACUCUUCAUCAGCAGGAGGAGGAUGAGGAGGAAGGGCUUCUCACCGACGAAGAGUAGGUGAAACACCGUCAGCACCCAAACAGUGAAUCUGCUGUUUUUGAGGUAAAAGUGUGAAAUGUUCAAAUGCAUUUUCCUUCUGUAGCUUCAGAUUCUUCAUCAUCAUCAUCAUCAUCAGACAAAAAUGAAUGAUCACAGUGAGUCCUUUACUCUUAACACAUUCUACAACUGAUCUCAUCUUUUCCACAUUUUAUUUACUAUUUUUAUUUCUAACCAUCAGAUGUUUUCGUCCUAAAAGGCUGAAGAUCAGUGGAUUGUUUGUAUUGAAGCUCGUUCUGAAACCAUGUGAUGUCACAACAUCAUUUGUUGUUUGUUUACACUGUCAAACUGUCACAGUUUCAGUCUGUUUCCUGUUUUACUUUGAAAGGACCAACCUUGUCACUGCUACUUCCGGUUUUCAUUACACACACCUGCCGUUAUCAGUAAAAUUAGAGGAACAAUCAAACUUGACAAAUAAUAAAAUAGAACAUUCAACAGAAGCGUCUGUGCCAUGUUUCAACAGCAGUAAUAAUCAACACAGGAUGAGACUACUUUUUUAAACAGCUUAUGGGAGGUGUGUUGCAAAUAAACAAUGUAAGAAAUGACCUUGUGUUUGUACAGUAACAGCAUGGAUUUAAUAAACCAGUUUCAUCAGA